AUGAAAUUCCAAACUCCAUUUGAUAACCCAUAUUCCCAAAUCGAUCCAAAUUCGCAAAACCAAAUGGCCCACGAAUAUGAAAUGGACCCUUAUGGCGGGUAUGCUGGUACAACCGCAGCUUCUGCAGCAGCUGCAGCUUCUACAGGAGGCCCAGGCAUAACUACUGGUAACCGGAACUCUACAGUGCCACGACCAGACGACAUGGUGGCCUACUUUGAGGAAAUUGAAGAUUUGAAAAAAACAAUUGCAGAAUAUGAUAGCAACGUGGAUCGGAUUGAGUCGUUACAUCAACGAUCAUUAGUGGAAGUAAAUGAUGAACAACUGCAGAUUCUUAACUCUCAAAUUCGGGCAUUAGUGGAUGAAACUUCAGCUCUGGCAAAGGAACUACGUGGACGUAUACAACAGCUAUUGAAUGAGUCACAGUAUGAUAACACCAAACGUGUUCAGGCAGACAAUAUCAAGACUCAGUUCCAAUCGUCAGUACGGCGGUAUCAAGGUGUAGAAUCUGCAUUCCGCAACCGGUACCGAGAACAAGCUGAACGCCAAUACCGGACGAUAAAGCCUGAGGCACCUGAAGAAGAAGUUCGUGCAGUUGUUACACAAGCUCUGGAAGAUCCAUCAGGACAAGGAGGCCAGAUAUUUUCACAAGCACUGCUAAAUAGCAAUAGACGUGGAGAAGCGCAAGCGGCGCUUGGCGAGGUACGUGCGCGGCAUGAGGGUAUUUUACAAAUUGCAAAGACAAUGGAAGAACUUGCUGGAUUAUUUCAAGACUUGGAGACAAUGGUUGCAGAACAGGCAGCAGCAGUGGAUCAGGUUGAUGUACAUGUGGAGCAAGCACAACAUGAUAUUGAGCGAGGGCUUGGAGAGACGAGUGGUGCUGUGGGGUAUGCACGCAAGGCUCGUAGAAAGAAGUGGAUUUGUUUUGGUAUUUGUGUGUUGGUUUGUUUAAUUCUGGCCCUUGUAUUGGGGCUUGUAUUUGGGUUGAAAAAUAAUUGA
Messenger RNA from Magnusiomyces paraingens, 996 nucleotides. RefSeq lists its product as uncharacterized. Gene Ontology annotation, molecular function: SNARE binding; SNAP receptor activity. Gene Ontology annotation, cellular component: endomembrane system; SNARE complex; plasma membrane. The transcript has a single exon. Bases 1 to 996 code for a protein of 331 amino acids. The record is from RefSeq and is a predicted model, not a curated record. Gene Ontology annotation, biological process: intracellular protein transport; vesicle fusion; exocytosis. NCBI's taxonomy places the organism in Eukaryota, Fungi, Ascomycota, Dipodascomycetes, Dipodascales, Dipodascaceae.